AUGAUGUCGUUGUCCUUCACCCUUCUCCUCUCCGUUCUGGCCUGCAGCCAGGUCUUCGCCGCCCCGAUGCCGGCGCUGGUCACCGUCAUCGCCCCAAUCCCGGGUGCCGGCCAGACCGGGACCGCCACCAUCCUCGGCGUGGACCAGGCGGGCCACACGACAUUCGCGAUCGCAGAACCGGUGGUCGACGGCUCCAGCACGCUUACCGUCCUGACUGCGACCCUCGUGGCGGGCGCCAACUUCGCCUCGGAGACAUUCUCUGCCUCGUUCUCCCAGCCCGGCUUUGCGUUCGACGCCGUCCUGGGCGGAGAGUGCACCAUCACCGGGGACAUCGCUGUCUGCAACGACGGCACGGAGACGGUGACGACCGACGCGGCGUUCGUCACUGCCAGCCUGACACAGGUUCUGGACGUCGCGGAGCCCACGCCGCUUUGA
Mycena indigotica is the source of this 435-nucleotide messenger RNA. RefSeq lists its product as uncharacterized. The transcript is spliced from 3 exons. Lineage: Eukaryota; Fungi; Basidiomycota; Agaricomycetes; Agaricales; Mycenaceae. The coding region runs from base 1 to 435 and encodes 144 amino acids. The record is from RefSeq and is a predicted model, not a curated record.